Messenger RNA from Postia placenta MAD-698-R-SB12, 680 nucleotides. RefSeq lists its product as hypothetical. The transcript is spliced from 4 exons. The record is from RefSeq and is a predicted model, not a curated record. The coding region runs from base 86 to 622 and encodes 178 amino acids. NCBI's taxonomy places the organism in Eukaryota, Fungi, Basidiomycota, Agaricomycetes, Polyporales, Adustoporiaceae.
UCCUUGCACACCUCUUGCGAUUUCGUUUGGUAUCCAGUCGUGUUUGCGUCGCACAACGUUAAGAUCUCGAAGAUAGUACUUCACAAUGUCGACUGAACUCCAGCUAGAAGCAGUUCUUAGUAAGAUUCAGAACUCGCUUACUGAUAUAAGUAAACGCCUUGAUGCAAUCGAGUCGCAGAACAAAACCAUCAAAGACGAGUCAACGACGCAGACCCGCCGUCUCGAUGAGAUCGAGAGAACCAUCAAGGAUGAGUCUGCGACGCAGGCCAACCGAAUUGAUGUGCUCGAGAAAAACAUCAAGGAAGACGCGAUGAUGCAACAUGCUCACGGAAUCUCAGAGCUCACAAAGGUGGCUCAUGAGGCAGGGGAAGAGGUUGAUCGGAAGAAUGCUGGGCGGUGGAAUGACCUCAAGGAUAAGCUCGACCAUUGGGCUAAUCAGGUAGUGGCAUAUUCUAAGGAUGUCAACAAUCUGAGAAACACUUUCAAGAGUUGUGAAUGCCCAGGUAGCCCAGCUAAGGCCAAACAUGACUCUAUCUCUCAAACCUGUGAUGCAGAAGGCUUGAGUGUGGGCACAUUCAACUCUUUACAUUCCAUUGCCACUCUUGUACAGAUUGUUUUGUAGAUUCCAACAUCGAUAUCAUUUUUCCUGCUGCAUGCCUGCUGCGCUGCCUUGUCAUCCU